Molecule: messenger RNA, 681 nt
Organism: Exophiala aquamarina CBS 119918
Lineage: Eukaryota; Fungi; Ascomycota; Eurotiomycetes; Chaetothyriales; Herpotrichiellaceae
Exons: 3
Coding region: 1-681 (226 amino acids)
Molecular function (GO): oxidoreductase activity
Source: RefSeq, a predicted model, not a curated record
AUGGGAGCUUGUAUUGCCCAAUUAGUUGCGAGUCGGGGUGCCAUUGUGUCGCUUUCGGACGUAAAUGAACACGGCCUUCAAAACACGCUCAAGUCUCUACCCGGCAAGAGACACAUCUACACCUUAGUCGACGUGCGCAAUGCGGUUGCCAUCGAAGAGUGGAUUCAACGCACCGUCAAAGAGUUGGGCCGGCUGGACGGUGCAGCCAAUUUUGCCGGAGUCCUGUCUUGGGAACAUCGAAAUAAAAUCCAGGAUGAGACGGAAGUCAACUGGGACUUCCACAUGAAUGUCAAUGCGAAAGGCGUCUUUCUGUCCACGGGCGCCCAGGUCCGACACAUGACAGCCGGGGGAAGCAUUGUGAACGCUGCCAGCGCCGCAGGCCUCAUUGGCUUUCCCACUCUGGGACCGUACGUGGCCAGCAAACAUGCGGUUAUUGGUAUCACCAGGUGCGCCGCAAAGGAAAAUCCGCAUAUCAGAUUCAACUGUGUGGCUCCAGGGGCGAUCGAGACGGCCAUGAUGCCCGCCGACGAGAAUAUCAGGGCUGCCGAGAUAAGCGGACAAAUAAUCAAGAGGAUCGCAGACCCUAUGGAAGUUGCCAAUAUUGUGGCAUUCUUGCUCAGUGAUCAAGCUUCGUUCGUCACUGGCGCUGUAUACACCGCGGAUGGAGGUUGGACAGCAUAA